Cuculus canorus (common cuckoo) is the source of this 1982-nucleotide messenger RNA. RefSeq names its product carbonic anhydrase 3. Gene Ontology annotation, molecular function: carbonate dehydratase activity; zinc ion binding. Lineage: Eukaryota; Metazoa; Chordata; Aves; Cuculiformes; Cuculidae. The coding region runs from base 87 to 989 and encodes 300 amino acids. The record is from RefSeq and is a predicted model, not a curated record. Gene Ontology annotation, cellular component: cytoplasm. The transcript is spliced from 8 exons.
GGGGUCUAUAAAAAGCCGCCGUGAGACCGGGCCACCGUCGUGUCGGAGCCGGCGGGGGAGGCUGCGCCGGGGCGGGCAGCGGUACCAUGAUCAACCCCAACUACUACCCGUGGGGCUACGACGGCGACAACGGACCGGAUCACUGGCACAAAAAUUACCCAAUUGCCAAAGGGCGCCAUCAGUCACCUAUUGAAAUUAAUAACAAAGACGUGCAUUAUGAUCGUUCCCUACUACCAUGGUUUGCUAGUUACGAUCCUGGUGCAGCUAAGACCAUCCUCAAUAAUGGGAAGACCUGCAGAGUUGUAUUUGAUGAUUCUUUCGAUAGAUCAGUGCUGAGAGGUGGCCCACUUCAAGGAGUCUACAGGCUUCGUCAACUUCACUUUCACUGGGGUUCAUCUGAUGACCAUGGCUCUGAGCAUGUUGUGAAUGGAGUGAGAUAUGCAGGAGAGCUGCAUUUGUUACACUGGAAUCCCAAAUACAGUAAUUACCUUGAUGCUGUGAGAAGAAUUGAUGGAAUAGCUGUUCUGGCCAUAUUUUUGCAAGUGGGGAAAACUCCCAAACCAGAGAUGAAGAGAAUUCUUGAAGAAAUAAAUGCUAUCAAAACAAAGACAGGCAGAAUUUCCAUAAAAAAGGAGGCCAGAAGGAAGAUUAUUUCUGCACAGAAAUUCGUAAGCACAUUUGUACUGGUUGCUGCUUCACGUGAGUUAGCUCAGGGAAAAGAAGUUCCUUUUCCAAACUUCGAUCCUUCCAUUCUUUUCCCUAAAUCUCAUGACUACUGGACAUACCACGGGUCUUUCACUACUCCACCUUGCGAAGAGUGCAUCACCUGGAUUAUUCUUAGAGAGCCGAUCACAGUUAGCUCAGACCAGAUGGCGAAGCUCCGCAGCCUAUCUAAGAAUGCUGAGAAUGAACCUGAUCUCCCCUUGGUUGACAACUGGCGCCCGACUCAGCCUCGGUAUUUCAGGAUGGUGAGCGCAUCAUUCCUCUAGGACAUGGCUCAGGCUGGCUUGAAUGAGGCGACCUCUGGAAUUAAGAGAUGGUUUUGUUUUGUGGCCUUUGUUGCAUUUAGACAGAACUCCAGCUGUAGGUCCAGAGACUGAAACGUUAAGUAGUGAAAUGUGACUUUCACUUUUAGAGGAUAACAUUUACUUAGGCAAAUCCUGUCAUUAAAAUAGAAGUACGGAAUCUGUUUGGCUUUUCAUAACUGCUUUAACGUUAGCUUUUGUUAAUAGCACAAAUGAAGGAAGAAGAUGCUACUAACAACUAAAAACCUGUUUCCUAUUGCCCACAUCUCUUGAUACUUGCUUUAUUCCAUGCUAAAGAGGUUGCAGUUAAGAAGAGUAAUUGUUUUCAGCAUAAAACCAUGUUUUUCAGUAGUUGUUCUCAGCAUUAUCCAUAUCCUGAUGUGAGCUGCACCAGUUAAUGUGCAAGGCAUGUUUGGAGAGCACUCUUUUGGUAUUUGAUAGUCGCAUAAAAUAAUGAAAGGAUAUAAAAUUGCUUCAUUACCAUUGAUAAAAAAAUAAGCUUUUAACUUCUUAAUGGACUGCUGAAGCAGAGGCCUAUUCUGAAAAUUACUUUCACUGAUUUGUAUGUAGUUAAAACUAUGGAACAGAAGAAAAGCUCUUUCUGUUUGUGUCACAACUGAUUGUCCAUAUUAAGACUGAUUUUCAUUUUAAUGUUGUAGCAAGAUAAGUGACAUGGAUUUUGAGAACUUGGUUUUCAUAUCCUUAAUAUAUAUUUUCUCCAUGCAUGCAAGUUUCUUUUCUAUGUAAAAAGGGUGUGAAGACAUCAAAAGUUCUUAAACUUUUUGGGUUUUUUUUUUUUUUUGAGGCAGAGUCUCACUUUAUGUACAAAUAUGAUCGAUCCUGUUGUCCAUGAGAUUUGUGCAUAAAUAUGUGAAACCACCGUUUGAUUCCCCUGAUCGAAAUGCAGUUGACCAGGGUUUUUUUAAUCCCUUGUUUUGGCACAAAGAACAGCAAACA